Tarenaya hassleriana is the source of this 1453-nucleotide messenger RNA. RefSeq names its product phytochrome-associated serine/threonine-protein phosphatase-like. Gene Ontology annotation, cellular component: cytoplasm. Bases 255 to 1166 code for a protein of 303 amino acids. The record is from RefSeq and is a predicted model, not a curated record. The transcript has 10 exons. Gene Ontology annotation, molecular function: protein serine/threonine phosphatase activity. Gene Ontology annotation, biological process: peptidyl-serine dephosphorylation. Lineage: Eukaryota; Viridiplantae; Streptophyta; Magnoliopsida; Brassicales; Cleomaceae.
CUAAGUUUUGAAGCUGCGAAAGACCAAUUGAGUCGAGAUAUUUUUCUCGUCAUUUUGUUCUUCCGCUCAUUUUCGUAGCGAGCCCUCUCUCUCUCUCUCGUUCUCCAUUCAUACGAAACCCUAGCGUAGCGGACUAUGUUCUGGUAGAUCUAUUUUGCUUGAUUUUUUUAGACGGAGAAAAGCCGCCAAUUGAAAUCAGCGUAAGAGGAAGGAUUAUUACCGGCAGCUCCACACAUAUAGUGGAAGAACACGCCAUGGAUUUGGAUCAAUGGAUAACGAAGGUUAAAGAAGGCCAACAUCUGACGGAGGACGAGCUUCAGCUUCUCUGCGAAUAUGUAAAAGAAAUUCUCAUUGAGGAAUCAAAUGUACAACCUGUCAACAGCCCAGUCACUGUUUGUGGUGAUAUCCAUGGCCAGUUUCAUGAUCUUAUGAAGCUUUUCCAGACUGGAGGUCAUGUUCCAGAGACAAAUUACAUAUUUAUGGGCGAUUUCGUUGAUAGAGGUUACAACAGCCUUGAAGUUUUCACGAUUCUUUUGCUCCUUAAAGCAAGAUAUCCUGCUAAUAUUACCCUUUUGCGUGGAAAUCAUGAAAGUAGACAGCUAACACAGGUGUAUGGCUUCUAUGAUGAAUGCCAAAGGAAGUAUGGUAAUGCCAAUGCUUGGCGAUAUUGCACUGAUGUUUUUGACUAUCUAACUCUCUCAGCUAUUAUAGAUGGAUCUGUUCUGUGUGUUCAUGGUGGUCUUUCCCCUGAUGUACGGACAAUCGACCAGAUAAGACUCAUUGAACGAAAUUGUGAAAUUCCACAUGAAGGACCUUUCUGUGAUCUUAUGUGGAGUGAUCCUGAAGAUAUUGAAACGUGGGCUGUCAGUCCACGAGGAGCUGGUUGGCUCUUCGGAUCCCGGGUUUCUUCUGAGUUCAACCACAUCAAUAAUCUUGAUCUAGUUUGCCGGGCACACCAACUUGUGCAAGAGGGUCUCAAGUACAUGUUCCAAGAUAAAGGCCUAGUAACUGUGUGGUCAGCUCCCAAUUAUUGCUAUCGCUGCGGGAAUGUGGCUUCUAUAUUGAGUUUCAACGAGAACAUGGAAAGGGAAGUGAAGUUCUUCACAGAAACAGAAGAGAACAAUCAAAUGAGAGGGCCGAGGACCGGAGUUCCAUACUUCCUUUGAUCAUGGCCGCCAAAAACCAUAUUAUUGUGAUGAAGCAGAAGAAGCCAUUUAUGUGCAAUGUACGUUUUUCAGCUUCUACUUUUGGAAAUAUGUCUGCGUGACCUGAUGAUGGUGAUGUUACACAAUGCAUAUGCUGCUUUUGUAUGUAAGACCCUCGCCUGUCCCUUUUUUUUUUUUUUUUUUGAAUUGGCUUUGGAUUUUAUUCAUAUGAUUCAUUACCAUUUUGUGAUGAGGGCUCGGCUUUUGGAGAGGGAAAAUUUUUAAUAUGAAUUGGUUUUGGGUUUUAA